AUGCCAAUCACCGAAUUCGCAUCCCUCUCGUUGAUCCCCCCUAAUACACUCUCCGACCCGCAUGUAGUAGAUCUCUUCUCCAAAGUUUCUUCCUGGCAAUUAUCCUCUUCGGGUUAUUCAUUAACCUUCUUCACAAAUCCGGCAGAGCCUGCUGAGAUCUACCUCAUCACUGGAUGGGAUGAUGUGCGCGCUCAUGAAAAAUGGAUAGCCAGCUCCAAAAAUCAGGAGCUUCUUCAAAUCGCGGAGGGGUUCCUCAAUAUUAUUGGAAUGGUUCACUUGGACCUGGAU
This is a messenger RNA of Suillus subaureus, 288 nucleotides long. RefSeq lists its product as uncharacterized. The record is from RefSeq and is a predicted model, not a curated record. Lineage: Eukaryota; Fungi; Basidiomycota; Agaricomycetes; Boletales; Suillaceae. The transcript has a single exon. The annotation marks the transcript as partial.